Messenger RNA from Meriones unguiculatus (Mongolian gerbil), 1029 nucleotides. It is a transcript of the gene C9H3orf49, whose product is annotated as chromosome 9 C3orf49 homolog. The coding region runs from base 1 to 870 and encodes 289 amino acids. The record is from RefSeq and is a predicted model, not a curated record. The transcript has 5 exons. NCBI's taxonomy places the organism in Eukaryota, Metazoa, Chordata, Mammalia, Rodentia, Muridae.
AUGGAGCACCCUCAGGUGUAUACACCUGAACCCCGAAAGUUUGCCUGCGGGAAGAUUGGCCAGUACCGAGGGAGGAAAAGCGGCUCGUUCAAAGGGAAGGGGAUGGAAAAAUGGCACAGAGCUGUAUCUACCAACUUAGCUAAACAAAAUGUGUUGGUCCCCAAAAAGGAACCAUUGAAUGAAAGUGACUCGAGGUUUCAUGGAAACCGAAACAACCAGAAAAGAAACCUGAUGAAGAAAAUGAAGAGUGCUUUCGGGAAAAUGCUGUCCUGCAAGUGUGGAAGCCAGUCAGGCAAUGUCGGCAAGGAGAGCUCCACAGAGCAGGAAGAAGCUGCCCUCUCCAACACACAGGGCCUCCUGCCUAGGCUUGUCAAGGAGCUUCCAUCUCCCAGGUUAUUUGCAAAGCCAAGGAUGAGAAAGCUCUCACAGAAUGCAACUAUACAGCUUGAUGUGGUAGAAGCAGAGACAGAAGAGAUAACUGGAGGAGAUGGGCUCCUUCGAGCCAAGAGAACCACCAGGCGAUUAUCUGUGACGUCACUUCCUUCUGGGCUGCAGAAGGCACCAUAUUCAUCAAAAAAGAGACCACACUUUCCAGCACUUAAAAAGAAGAAACAGAGCAUGGAAGACAUCCUCCGGAAAUCAGAGCUGACAGUAGGAAAGCUUCAAACGCAGGUGGAUGACCUCAUAGAAAGAGUUACUGACAAAUCCAUGAAGCUUUUGGCCCAGAGACACGCUGAGCUUCAGCAGUGUGAGUUCCUAGGGGCUGAGAUCCUUCAGUCUUCGAAGCAGUUCCAAAGGCUUUCCAAGAGAACCAAGAGGAAGUAUAAGCUGCGGAGUGGUUGCUUCCCAUGUGCCUGCUGCUGCUUCUGAGUUCCUAGUCCGCAGCCCAGCAGCAAAGAGAGACUGUGCCUCAAACAAAAUGAAAGGCAAGCAGCAACAGCUGUCACUACCAUCGGAAGCUAACAACAUGCUACAGCAGUUGCACUCCCUCAUACACAUACGUAUAAACACACGUACCAUGUAUACACG